UUUGCCGUUACCGAAGCAGCUCUUCUCGUCGCACGGGCGGCUUCAGGCUUUCCACAUCGUCGGGUGGAGACCACAGCAUUUGAUCCCCCCUGGCCGUUGCCUCCCCCCAACCCCUUCGCUAUUUGUCGCUUCGAAUUCACUGAAAUAGCCAUUGAAGAUGACCACCACCACCAACUUCCAAGGAAUGGAGCCCGGUGCCAAAAGCAGUUCCAGGGUGCUCCGACCGCCAGGCGGCGCCUCCAACUUCUCCUUUGGCACGGACGAAAACACCACCCCGCAGCGCAAGAACAAGAUGGCCUCCAGCAUCUUUGCAGAACCUGACGACCCGCAUGCCCACCGGAGGAACAACCCACCCAGUGCCGCCGACGCCGCGGCGGGCACCCUGUGCGGGGAGCACUCGGCCCCACUGAGACGGUGCCAGCAGCCUAUUCUGUUCCCCAAGAACCCUCAGCCGGAGCUCACCACCAUCCACAACUCCGGAGCCGCUUUGGUGUGGAACCAAAGACAAGAGGAGGAGGACGGCCAAGAAGCAGCAAACAACGAGUGUCCCGACAACGAGGAGGCGGAGCAGGAGGAGCAGCGGGCGCCACAACCGGCCGCCCCAUCGGGAAGUGACAACUCCUCUGCGGGCGGCCGAAGAAACCCACCCGGUGGCAAGUCCAGCCUCAUCCUGGGUUGAGAGACCCCCAUCCUCUUCUUUCAUUAUUUUUUUUUAUUUUUGAAAGAUGAAUCCCCCCUGUCACUCUCUUCCUCGCCAUCGAGCUGUCCCUUCUGUGCCGCUCAUGUCCGCCUCGGCUCUAAUCCCAACUUGUCCUUUUCCUCCUUUUUUCUAUUAAAGAACUGUCGAUAAAAGCACUUUACGUAUCUCUGUGCCCUCCUUCCCGUCCGUUGGAGCCCGUCCCGUAGAGGGCAUCGCCCCUGACGGGGAAGGCAAGACAUUUAGCUCAUACCCCGUCCCGUUUGUCCAUGUUGUAAAUGCUAAAAAAAAGAAAACAAAACUGAAAUGUUACGUGAAUUUCUAAAUACAAUAAAGAUUGAUAUGAA
Syngnathus acus (greater pipefish) is the source of this 1044-nucleotide messenger RNA. Its product is annotated as jupiter microtubule associated homolog 1-like. NCBI's taxonomy places the organism in Eukaryota, Metazoa, Chordata, Actinopteri, Syngnathiformes, Syngnathidae. The record is from RefSeq and is a predicted model, not a curated record. The coding region runs from base 158 to 679 and encodes 173 amino acids. Gene Ontology annotation, cellular component: nucleus. The transcript has 5 exons.